AUGUAAUAUCUUUAUUCAUUUAGCAUUAAGUGUUUGAUUAUUAAUUUAUUUAUUUACUUAAGCUUUUUAUUUUGUAUGAAUCCUUUGAAUUUAGCUCCAAGCACUUAAAGCUAGAAUGCUCAACAAUAUUUGACAGCAACUUAGAUUGUUAUUCCAAUUAAAAAAUAGACUCUCAUCAAGCCAAAAAACCAUAAUUUGUUUAAUAAUCCAGAAUAUUUUCGUUCUAUCAGAGGCACUAGCCCGCAUGGAUAGAAUACUGGAACUAAUGCUAUGAAAAAUGCCAUUUAAGAUUAAGACAUUAAAGAUGAUUAAUCUUAAAAAGCUAGAAAAUAUAAUUUAUCUUCUUCUGACAAAAAGUUUUUUUUUCCUGAAAAUUAGAGACAAAAUAAAAUUCAAUUUUUAGGAGCCAAUUAGCCGAUUUCACCAAGUUUUGAUGCUAUAGUAGAUGAAGGAUUAGGAAGUGGACCAAUUAGCAUUCCUGAAAGUUAGAAUAGCAGUGUAAGAAAUAUAGCCAGGAUUAAUAUAAACAACAAUAAUAAUUUUUUUAAUGCUGUUUCUCCUCGCGAAAAUGCUUACGCAUCUCCAUAAUUAAAUAGCAAUGCAGUUAAGACUCCAAAGGAUAAUGCUGGAGGAGGCAUAGGGAUAAUAGAAGAUUUUAAUUACAGGAGUAAGAAUAGAAAUCGUCCAUAAAUAUUUUAAAAUAGUAAAAACAUAUUGUAAAGCAGAGUACCUUCAAUAAAGCCAAAUGGAAACGAGUAUGACUUUGGAUCAUAGACUAAGCUACCUUUUUUUACAAAUAACGAGCAAGAUAAAGGAGCUGAGCUGAAUUAUGAUUUUUCACACAUCAAAGAGUUGAAUCAGGAUAAUUUUCUGAAAUACAUUCAUCCAAAACAAAGAGAAACGAUUUACCUUCUUUUUGGAGAAAAGAGAGACCAUUGGUAGUAAUCUUGGUAGAAUUAAAAGCCAAACGAAAAGGAUCUAUUUGUAAGCGAUAACAACUCCUAAAAAACAAUUACUUAUUAUGAAAAAUUAGACAGAAGAGCUGAGAAGCUUAAAGAUAGAUUGAGAGAUACGAGCAAGAUAGUAAGCCACAUGAUGGAGAGAAGAAAAAAAUUCCUCCUUGAACACGAAGAAUUAAUAAAAUCAAUUGAAAGAUAUAAAGAUUCGUUGGAAAUAAUUUAAAAAACCAGCAAAAAAAAGGUAUUUGAAAGAGAUAUAUAACUUCUUGUCGAGUAAAUUAAAUUAAAAAUAGAAGACCUUAAAGACAAGUAUAGAGAAGCAAAUGAUUUAAUUGUCAUAUUUAGUAUUGCUAGCAAUCAAUAUUUAAACAGCAAUUAAAAUUGGUAAAGUAGCAACAGUUCGAUGAUGGAUUUGAAUAAAAUGUAAAAUUAGCAAAUUCAUAGCUAAAAUAUUUCUAAAGUAGAAAGUCAUUAUAAGCAAAUUUAAUCCACAUAUAACUACCAGAGUGUCUUCCAUUAAUCUAGCAAUAUGCUUGAUUUUGAUUCUAGAGCUUUGCAAAUUUAUUAAGAAUUUCAAUAAUAAAUUCGUAAUCUUGAUGCUGGGCUUAAUGAAUAUAAAAAAUAUCUUAAAUUAGAUAUUGAAGGAGAGGAGUUUAAUAUUAGAACUUAAGAAUUGCUUUAGAUCCUCAAAUAAUGCACCACUUUUACAGCAGAUGCUGAAAAAGAAAUCAUACUUUUGAAUUAAGAACUCGGAAAUAAUUUGAAGGAGAUUACUAUUUCUCUCAAGUAAAAUGUAGAAUUUUAUACCAGAGUAUAUUAGGCGAUAGAGGAGAGUUUUGAUUUGGUAUGCAAAUUAAUUUAUUUAAGCUAAUCUAAAUUCAAAGAAAUGAACGAGCAAAUUUCUGAGACAACUAAAGAUAUUGAGCUUUUUGUUUCAAAGUUCUUAAGAAGAAAGUAAACUUAACAGAAGAGUAUAAGCAUAUCUCAACAAUAAAGCUAAAGUUUGAUGGCUUAAUUAAGUAGCACUAAAAAUAGCAAUCAACUCGUUUACAAUGAAGAAGAAAUUAAAAAGGGUAUUAUAUAAAUAUAACAAAGAAUCUAAGAUAUUUUACAAAAUACUUCAUCCCUUAAAAAGCAAGUAAAAUAGCUUGCAACAGAUCCUCGUUGUUAGUAUUUCAUUUAACUUCGCUUUAAAUAGUCAAAUAAAAUUAUUUACAAACUCGAGUUGAUGAAUUCAUAGGUAGAUUGCUUGUAGAGAUUCAUUUAGUUAGUUUGCACAAGAUUAGAUGAAGACUUAAAUGAAAUAAUUUAGUUCCAAGAGUAGAUGAAAAAGAUAACAAAUGAAUUUGGAGCAAUUACAUAAAUAAAAGAGCAUAAAAGAGUGACUGAAAUGCUCAAAUAACUUUAUUAAGGCUGUAAUUUGUUGAUUUCAAAUAUGGGAAGUUCUUUGAAUAGAUUAAAUUGCUACAUUGAAUUUAACUAAAUAGGAUCUGCUUAAAAGAAUUUUUUCACAAUUCAGGCUUAAUUAUAAAGUGGAAUUUAAGAGAUUACUAAAUUGUAAGAGAAGAUUCUCAUAGAAACCAAAAAGAAAGGAAAAAGUGAGUAAUUUGAAUUAAAUAUGAAGAAAUUAGAUGAAUUUUCUGAUUUAUGCUAGAAAGAAAUUGAAAACUUCAAGAGAUAGAAAGAUUAUAUCUUUUUUAACUUCUAGGAUUCUGAAAAAUUCCACAUGCCAGCAAUGAUAGCUUUGGGAAAUGCUCGUUAAGCUUACAAUAUAAUGAACAACAACAUGAAAGAAGAUCCUGCCUUACAACAAUUCGAAAAGCAAAUAGUCUAGCAAAAAAACACCUUAGAGCUCUGCAACACCAUUUUCGAGAACAUUUCUUAUUUGCAAUUGUAGAAUUUCUAAUACCUUUCUUUUAACUUCAACAUCAAAGACAAUAAAUUAGAUUAUGAAACCAAUUUAGAUGAACUUCUUCAAGGUGUUGACGAAUCUUUGAAAAAUAUAACUCAGUGUUGGGAAACUGUAUAAAAUUAAGCUUAUGAAAAGUUUUUGAAUGAUAUUACACAAAAGUUAAUUGAAAUGAUUAAAUAGCUCUAUGAUUUUAUUAGUUUUUGGAUGAAAGGAGUAAAGCUUAUAGUGAAAAAAAUAAAAGAAAGUGUGGACAGUAAACAUUUUGUUAAGAAAGAGUUUUAAUAAAAAAUAAUCGAUGAGAGUAUAGAGCCUUUCCUGAAUUUUUUGAAUAACAGAAUUUCAAGUGACUUUUCUUCUUACUUCAAAGGAAUUAUCAACGUUUUAGCUAAAAAAGUGAACGAGUGCUGUGCUAAUUUGAUAGUUUUUGUUUACGAAGGUACUCAGAAAGAAGUAACUUAUGAAAAUAUAGAAGCAGUAACAUCUUAGUUAGAAGAAAAGCUUAACUAAAGAAGCAGCAUACCAAAAUUGCCAGUACUUUAUGACUUGUACAAAUGUGUAAAUUUUUUGGAUGUUGAAAAAUCCUACGAAAAUGAAGAAAUAAGAAGCAGGAUAAAGCUAUUAAGAUCAAGAGUAACAGAGUUACUUGUAAGUUAAAUAGACAAUUUUAUCAACUAAAAAGACUAGAAAGUACUUCUCAUGCUUAGCUUUUACAAAGAUGUUGUGCUGAACGAAUCUAUUUUACACUACAAAGAUUAAAUUGAUUCACUUAUUGAUUUUUGUUUGCAUUUAAAUUCUAGAUUCAUUUUAAUUUAACAAAUUCUAGAUGAGUCUAAAUAAAAAUGGAAGCAAUAAAUCUAUGUAUAGAUUGAUUAAAAUGAGACAUCUUUCUUUUCGUACCUUCUUAAGUAUUAUGACUUAGUGAACAAGGGAUCAGUAUUCGAUCAAACACUUAAUUCAUUGAUUGCAACAAGCUAGUAGGAAUUAAGAAAUAAACUUUAACAACAGAAAGAGAAAAGCAAUAAAAUAUUUUACGAGUCAUUGGGUAUUUAAGAAAAUGGUUCUUUACAUUCUGAGCUUGUUUAAGAUCUUUAUUAGCUGUUAAAUUACUUCUAAUCUCUUUCUAUAUAUAAACAAAUGUUACUAAACAGUGAAUUUUACUUUUUAAGCUAUUUAAAAACUGAUUUCAAGCAGUUUGCAACUAGCAUCCAAGCUAUUCACGAUGCUCUCUUAACUCUAAAAGAAGCAACUAUUGUGUACACAUUUAAAAAUAAAUACUUGCCAAACCCUAGUCUUGACAAGCAGCAAAUUUUCUAAGUUCCUUUUGGAGUAUUUUUAGGGAUAAAUGGAUUCAAUAGAAUAGUUGAGCUAAAAAACAGCCAAAUCUUAGAUAGCUGGAUUAAAAUAUUUAACAAAAUUCAGCAAUAAAUAUCAGAGACUAACAAUAAAAUGAAUAACAUCAAAAGUAUAAAAACAGUUGACAUAUUUUAAAAUAUAUCUGUUUAUGAGCUUAACGAAAACCAAAUAAAUUUCAUAAAUAAAUUCAAGAACAUAAAUUAUAGCAGAUGA
Molecule: messenger RNA, 4437 nt
Organism: Tetrahymena thermophila SB210
Lineage: Eukaryota; Ciliophora; Oligohymenophorea; Hymenostomatida; Tetrahymenidae
Product: transmembrane protein, putative
Exons: 4
Source: RefSeq, a predicted model, not a curated record